AUGAAAGCCCUCCAUCAAUUAGCUCGUCCGCGAGCGCUACCUGCCUUCGCUGCUUCUCGUGCUCAGAGCGCUCGCUCGAAUCGGGUAUGGCAAAGGUGCUUCAGUGUCACUCGGACUGCCUCUAAGGCUGCCCGCCUGGAUGCCUCGAAGCUUACCAUCACAAAAACGACUACACCCAAGGAAUUAUUACCCUCAAAGGACCUUGUGUUUGGGAAAAACUUCACUGACCACAUGUUCACCGUUGAAUGGACUGCGAAGGACGGCUGGCUGGCUCCGCAGAUCGUUCCCUACCAAAAGCUUCAACUAGACCCUUCAGCCUGUGUGUUUCACUAUGCGUUCGAAUGUUUUGAGGGAAUGAAGGCCUACAAGGACAACAAGGGCCAGAUUCGAUUGUUCCGACCCGACAAGAACAUGCAGCGCUUGAAUAAGUCCUCUGCGCGUAUUGCCCUGCCUACUGUGGACGGCGAGGCCCUCACCAAGAUGAUUGGCGAAUUGGUCAAGCUCGAUAGCCGGUUCAUUCCUGAUACCCGGGGCUACUCACUGUACCUGCGACCCACGAUCAUCGGCACUCAGAGCACUCUCGGUGUUGGCCCACCAGGCUCUGCUCUUCUCUUUGUUAUUGCAAGCCCCGUAGGUCCUUACUAUCCGACUGGAUUCAAGGCUAUUUCGUUAGAGGCGACAGAUUACGCCGUGCGCGCAUGGCCCGGAGGUGUAGGAGAUAAAAAGCUAGGUGCAAACUAUGCCCCGUGCAUUGUUCCUCAACUGGAGGCAGCUUCUCGAGGAUUUCAACAGAACCUGUGGCUUUUCGGAAAAGAGGAGUAUGUCACCGAGGUUGGCACGAUGAACCUCUUCGUUGCGCUGAAGAACAAGAAGACCGGCAAGAAGGAACUAGUGACUGCCGAUCUCGACGGCACAAUCCUCGAGGGUGUCACUAGAGACUCCGUGCUGGCUCUUGCUAGAGAGAGACUGAUCCCCAAGGGCUGGGAAAUCUCCGAGCGCAAGAUUAGAAUGUCGGAAGUCGCGGAGGCUGCCGACGAGGGAAGGUUGCUCGAGGUGUUCGGUUCGGGUACAGCAGCCAUUGUCAGUCCCGUACGAACGAUCAGCUACCGUGGCAAGCUUGUGAACUGCGGCUUGAAGGAGACUGAAGAGGCUGGAGAGAUUGCUCUCCAGAUGAAGACCUGGAUCGAGGGCAUCCAGUAUGGUGAUGAGGAGCACCCAUGGAGUUAUGUUCUGUAA
This is a messenger RNA of Aspergillus mulundensis, 1236 nucleotides long. Its product is annotated as branched-chain amino acid aminotransferase, cytosolic. The transcript has 4 exons. Gene Ontology annotation, molecular function: branched-chain-amino-acid:2-oxoglutarate transaminase activity. Gene Ontology annotation, biological process: L-valine biosynthetic process; L-leucine biosynthetic process. The record is from RefSeq and is a predicted model, not a curated record. Bases 1 to 1236 code for a protein of 411 amino acids. Gene Ontology annotation, cellular component: mitochondrion. Lineage: Eukaryota; Fungi; Ascomycota; Eurotiomycetes; Eurotiales; Aspergillaceae.